AUGGGUCCCUUCCCACCAUCUAGUGGAAACCAAUAUAUCCUUGUGGCUGUUGAUUAUGUGAGUAAUUGGGUUGAGGCUAUCGUUCUUCCUUCGAAUGACUCAAGAGUUGUGAUCAAGUUCAUAAAGAAACAUAUUUUCACUUGCUUUGGCACUCCAAGAGAAAUCAUAAGUGAUGGAGGUAAGCAUUUCAUUAACCAUCUAGUGAAAAAUCUUCUUGCUAAGUAUGGUAUUCGACAUAAGGUUGCUACAGCUUACCAUCCUCAAACGAGUGGCCAAAUGGAAGUUUCGAAUAGAGAGGUGAAGCAAAUUUUGCAAAAAAUAGUGAAUGCACAUAGGAAGGAUUGGUCUGAGAAGUUGGAUGAUGCAUUGUUAAAUCUGGACCCCGAGCUAGCCGGUAGGAAAAGAGUAAAUCAACUACAUGAACUUGAGGAGUUUAGGCUCCAUGCGUAUGAGAAUGCCAAGCUCUACAAAGAAAAGACAAAAGGUGGCAUGGACAAGCACAUAGUUCCUCGCACUUUCACUCUGGGAGAAAAUGUACUACUCUUUAACUCUAGAUUAAGGUUAUUCCCCAGAAAACUAAGGUAUAAAUGGAGUAGUCCUUUUGAAGUGGUACGAAUGACACAACAUGGGCCUGUUGAACUUAAAGGUGAGACUGGCCCUACGUUCUUGGUGAACGGGCAAAGAGUGAAACACUACUUUGGAGAAGAUUCAGAUCGUGAUCGGGAGGCUCUUGAGCUGAAUGAUGAAUGA
Messenger RNA from Solanum verrucosum, 750 nucleotides. RefSeq lists its product as uncharacterized. The record is from RefSeq and is a predicted model, not a curated record. The coding region runs from base 1 to 750 and encodes 249 amino acids. Lineage: Eukaryota; Viridiplantae; Streptophyta; Magnoliopsida; Solanales; Solanaceae. The transcript is spliced from 2 exons. Gene Ontology annotation, molecular function: nucleic acid binding. Gene Ontology annotation, biological process: DNA integration.